AAGAUAUGUCAAAUUUACUUAAAAUCUUUGGAGAUGUUGGUUUUCCGAUAAUAUCGGUUCCAAACGAAAUCAUUGAUGCAUUAAACAAUUCCAUACAUAAAGACUUUCUUAAAGUUUUGUCUCCUGCAAUUGGUCGUAUUUAUUUAAAGCAUAAUCGUGAUAGAUGGCAAGAUCAACUGUCAAAAGAAGAAGCCAUAGCAUUAUUUAAGUACGUGUUAAUAAUGAACGAAAAUUUUGAUGAAAUGGAAGGUUUAAAAAUAAUUCCACUCGAGAGUGGUAAACUUGGUACUUUGUCACGAUUUAGCGAUUCUAUUGUGUACGUUAGUCCAGAUGAUGAUUAUGAAAAAAAUGUUGAGCACCAUAUCUUUAAAGAUCAAUUAGACAAAUUCAUUUCAAGGGAUAAUCACGGGUUGUGUAAUCGUUUGCGUGAACUUGCUAUAGAUGGGUGGAAUCUAAACAUUAAAAUCUUGGAUGAAUAUGCCAUUGCCAAUAUGAUUAGAUUCACACUUGAUCCAGUAAAUCCAUUCCUUGAGGAAAUGCAAAUAUCAAAUCAUAGUGUAUGGAUUCAUAAAUUGUGGGAUUACUUGAUAAAUAGAAAUUGGGAUUUGAAAAAGUUUGAAAAUAUCCAUUUAAUCCCGACAAGUCGCUCUACUCUUAGGAAAUUAAAUCCUCCGAAAAAAAUUUUAUCCAAUCAAACGAAUAAUAUUUCAAUCACACCAUCUUUGAAAGUUAUUUUCGAAAAAUUUGGUGCCGUAUUUGUUGACAAUCAAUUUGAAGAAAUUGCUAAAUGUGAUAA
Messenger RNA from Funneliformis caledonium, 796 nucleotides. Lineage: Eukaryota; Fungi; Glomeromycota; Glomeromycetes; Glomerales; Glomeraceae. The record is from the annotation of a GenBank genome assembly.